GGCUAAUUAUUUGUGAGAAGGAAUCUCGCUUCGUCACCACUGGACUUAGGUUGCUAGAUUCUUCGGUCCCUAAUUGAACUGGUUCAAUCAGCUUCAUUCUACUGCAGCCACUCGGCCCUUCGCUUACGCUGCUUUUUAGUAUUAACUCACCAUGACCGAGCCAGAGGAUGUUGAAGAAGACCUGUUUGCAGAUCUGUAUGAUGUGGAUGAGACCGCGCACCAACCAACUUCAACCGUUGAUGCCCCAGUUACCUCGGAGCCUAUAGCUUCGGUCCUCCCGACUCAGUCGGCCGGCCUUCCUGCAACACAUGCCUCCGACGCCUCUCAUAUUGAAACGGAAGACAUUCGCGGUGUACACCAACAGCUCCUACAGGAUGGAGCUCACCAACAUGGCACAGGCAAUUUAGAUUCUGGAUUCGCCAAUACUAUCACCCCUAUUUCGGGGGAAACAGAGCAUCACGGAACCGGGAUCAAAGAAGAUGGGAAGAUGUUUAUUGGCGGUCUCAACUGGGAAACAACUGACCAAUCCCUAAAGGACUACUUCUCUCAGUUCGGAGAGGUACAGGAAUGUACUGUGAUGCGAGACAGUGCUACAGGUCGCUCUAGGGGCUUUGGUUUCUUAACUUUUAGAGACCCUAAGACCGUCAAUACUGUCAUGGUCAAGGAGCAUUACUUGGAUGGAAAAAUCGUGAGUCAUGCAUUUCAUAUCCUCAAAUUCUUGAACAAAAGCACAAGCUUACAUGGCUCGAAGAUCGAUCCGAAGCGUGCAAUCCCUCGUGACGAACAAGAAAAGACAAGCAAAAUCUUCGUUGGCGGUGUUAGCCAAGAAGCUAAUGAACAAGACUUCAAACAAUUUUUCAUGCAAUUUGGUCGUGUGAUCGAUGCUACUUUGAUGAUCGACAAGGACACUGGUCGGCCUCGCGGAUUUGGAUUUGUGACAUUUGACAGCGAGGCUGCUGUUGAAGCAGCACUCUCGCGUCCUUUAGAGAUACUCGGUAAGCCUAUUGAGGUUAAGAAAGCUCAACCACGUGGUAAUCUGCGGGACGAAGAGGAUCGCAGGAACCGCCGUGGCAGAGACGGGUUUCGCGAGGGAAGUCAAAUUGGCAGCGAUGGUUCUCAGCCACAAGGCUCUCAAGGGCCGGCCGGCAUGCCUAGUGGCUUGACUCCACAGAUGAUGGCGCAGUAUUGGCAACGGAUGCAGCAAUAUUUUGCUUUGAUGCAGCAACAAAUGGCCGUUGCCGCUCAGGGCCAAGGCAUGGGCGCAAUGGGCAUGGGUGGAAUGAACCCAGCUAUGAUGCAACAAAUGCAGAUGAAGCAGAUGCAACAGAUGCAAAUGGGCAAUAAUCAACAACAGGGAAGCAUGAGUCCUCCACCGCAGAGUCAGACCCCUCAAAUGCAGAAUAUGAUGAAUCCUGCCAUUAUGCAGCAGAUGCAGCAGAUGCAAAACCAAGGUCAAGGAGGACAGAUGGGGAAUGCUAUGAACAUAGGGAGCAGUAGUCCUGGAAAUGUGAACAUGAGUGGAAGUUAUUCAGGACCUCGUGGCGGCCCAGGCUACAACGCUCAUGAGCAGAUUGCCUUUGAACAACAGAAGUAUGAACAGCAGCAGGCUCGUCGGGCCUUGGAAAACCGGGCGUUCUCUCCCUAUCAACAGGGCGGUCCAACUUCCUGGGAAGGUAUGUACGAUGAAGUGCCCCAGCCCAACAUCCCCACGGGACCGCAAGCCAUGAAUCGAGCUGGCAGUAUGGGACGUGGUAUGUAUUUGGACCGACACCUCAGCCUCAGAGUGCCGCACCAGCCAACGCUCCAACUGGGCCCAAGAAUGCUGGAAAACCUGGAGCAAAUUACCGAGGUGGAGGUCGCGGAGGCCAUCGUGGCUUUCAUCCUUAUGCUCGUGGUUGAUUUGAUGCGUUUCUUCUACUCGGAUGUUGCCAUUCUAACCUCCCUCUUUGUGUGGUGCUGAGUCCAUCCGGCAGCAACCUCUCAGUUACCUAAUCUUCUUUUCAAAUUUUUGCUUUUGUAAGUGGCGGCGGACCAUGAUACCGUGUGUUGAGCUAAGGAUCUCCCUGAAAUUGGUGAUGUGUCUAAUGUACUUAUCCAACGAUGCUGCUCUUGUGUCCUUCAUGAAAAUGCUUCCGACUACCUACUUAUUCCUUCCCCGGAGAAAAGAAAAG
Aspergillus nomiae NRRL 13137 is the source of this 2171-nucleotide messenger RNA. Its product is annotated as heterogeneous nuclear ribonucleoprotein HRP1. Lineage: Eukaryota; Fungi; Ascomycota; Eurotiomycetes; Eurotiales; Aspergillaceae. Gene Ontology annotation, molecular function: RNA binding. The transcript is spliced from 5 exons. The record is from RefSeq and is a predicted model, not a curated record. The coding region runs from base 152 to 1960 and encodes 602 amino acids.